CAUUACGCCCAACUCUAGCCUUUUUUUUAACUCUCUCUCUCUGAUACGUAGAUUCUUGGUGAACAAUGGCCGGAAAAGGUGAAGGUCCGGCGAUCGGAAUCGAUCUCGGGACGACCUACUCGUGCGUCGGUGUUUGGCAACACGAUCGCGUUGAGAUCAUAGCCAAUGAUCAAGGCAACAGGACGACGCCGUCUUACGUCGCUUUCACGGACACUGAGCGUUUGAUCGGCGAUGCUGCCAAGAACCAGGUCGCCAUGAACCCCACGAACACCGUCUUCGAUGCAAAACGUCUCAUUGGUAGGAGGUUUAGUGAUGCAUCCGUCCAGAGUGAUAUUAAGUUGUGGCCCUUCAAAGUUGUUCCUGGUCCUGGUGACAAGCCAAUGAUUGUUGUCAACUACAAGGGUGAAGAGAAGCAGUUUUCUGCUGAGGAAAUAUCCUCCAUGGUUCUUGUCAAGAUGAAGGAGAUUGCAGAGGCCUACCUUGGAUCAACAGUGAAGAAUGCUGUUGUCACUGUUCCUGCAUAUUUCAAUGACUCACAGCGCCAGGCUACCAAGGAUGCCGGUGUAAUUUCUGGUCUGAAUGUCAUGCGAAUUAUUAAUGAGCCAACAGCCGCUGCCAUUGCCUAUGGUCUUGACAAGAAAGCUACCAGUGUUGGUGAGAAGAACGUGCUCAUCUUUGAUCUUGGUGGUGGUACUUUUGAUGUUUCUCUGCUCACCAUUGAAGAGGGUAUUUUUGAGGUGAAAGCUACAGCUGGAGAUACUCAUCUUGGCGGGGAGGAUUUCGAUAACAGAAUGGUGAACCAUUUUGUCCAGGAAUUCAAGAGGAAGCACAAGAAGGACAUUACUGGUAAUCCCAGAGCGCUGAGGAGACUGAGGACCGCAUGUGAGAGGGCAAAGAGGACUCUCUCUUCCACUGCUCAGACCACCAUUGAGAUUGAUUCUCUAUUUGAGGGAGUGGACUUUUACUCUACUAUAACUCGCGCAAGAUUUGAGGAGCUAAAUAUGGAUCUCUUUAGGAAGUGUAUGGAGCCAGUGGAGAAAUGUCUGAGGGAUGCUAAGAUGGACAAGAGCACUGUCCAUGAUGUUGUUCUUGUUGGAGGAUCUACCAGAAUUCCCAAAGUUCAGCAGCUGUUGCAGGACUUCUUCAACGGAAAGGAACUAUGCAAGAGCAUCAACCCUGAUGAGGCUGUAGCCUAUGGUGCUGCCGUACAAGCUGCCAUUUUAAGCGGUGAGGGCAACGAGAAGGUUCAGGACUUGUUGCUGUUAGAUGUCACUCCACUCUCCCUUGGGUUGGAAACAGCUGGAGGUGUGAUGACUGUUCUAAUCCCAAGGAACACCACCAUUCCUACCAAGAAGGAACAAGUGUUCUCAACCUACUCGGAUAACCAACCUGGUGUGUUGAUUCAGGUGUAUGAGGGUGAGAGGACAAGAACCAGGGACAACAACUUGUUGGGUAAAUUUGAGCUGUCAGGCAUUCCUCCUGCCCCCAGGGGUGUGCCUCAGAUCACUGUUUGCUUUGACAUUGAUGCAAAUGGUAUUUUGAAUGUCUCUGCCGAGGACAAAACAACCGGACAGAAAAACAAGAUCACAAUCACUAAUGACAAAGGCAGGCUGUCCAAGGAGGAGAUCGAGAAGAUGGUCCAGGAAGCAGAGAAGUACAAAGCCGAGGACGAGGACCAUAAGAAGAAAGUGGAGGCUAAAAAUGCACUUGAGAACUAUGCCUAUAACAUGAGGAACACAGUGAAGGAUGAAAAGAUUGGUUCUAAGCUCAAUCCAGCUGAUAAGAAAAAGAUUGAGGAUGCUAUUGAUGAGGCUAUUUCAUGGCUCGACAGCAACCAACUUGCAGAAGCUGACGAGUUCGAAGAUAAAAUGAAGGAGCUCGAGGGCAUUUGCAAUCCCAUUAUUGCGAAAAUGUACCAAGGUGCUGGCGGUGACAUGGGUGGCUCCAUGGAUGAAGAUGGUCCCCCAGCUGGUGCAAGUGGUGGUGCAGGCCCUAAGAUUGAGGAGGUUGAUUAGGAAAGUGAAGCAAAGGCAUGAAUCUGUCGUUCGGUUUCUUCCAGUAAUAUAGUAGUUUUAAUUGGAACUUUUAGCGGUUGGUUCUAAUGCCCCCGUUUUAUAGUCCCUGGUCAUCGGUUUUAGAUGUUUGGAUUCUGUUAUGGUUUUGCUACUAAAUUUUUGCUACUUGGUCCGUUAUUAGUGGCAAAUUGAAAGGUUUUGUGACACCCAUUGGCGUGAAGUUUAUUUAUUUGUUCUGUA
Messenger RNA from Cornus florida, 2255 nucleotides. RefSeq names its product heat shock cognate 70 kDa protein 2. The record is from RefSeq and is a predicted model, not a curated record. NCBI's taxonomy places the organism in Eukaryota, Viridiplantae, Streptophyta, Magnoliopsida, Cornales, Cornaceae. Gene Ontology annotation, molecular function: ATP binding; heat shock protein binding; ATP-dependent protein folding chaperone. Bases 66 to 2015 code for a protein of 649 amino acids. Gene Ontology annotation, biological process: protein refolding; cellular response to unfolded protein. Gene Ontology annotation, cellular component: cytoplasm. The transcript has 2 exons.